AUGGCUCCCUCCGUCGACUCCGUCGCUCUCGUAGGAAUCAACGGCUUCGGUCGAAUCGGUCAGUCCCCGUUGCCUAGCGGCCCUCUCCUCUUUGCUGACGGCCGCCUCCGAGCUUGCGCGCGCGCUCAAGGCUGAGCGCUGAACGACAUGUACAUCGGCGCCAAACGACCAUUUAGGUCUGACGCUGACUGAGCUCUCGGGUUCUUGGGUUCCCGAAACAGGUCGAGCUGCUUUCCGUGCUUCGCUCGCUCGUGAUGAUCUCAAAGUUGGUAAGCUACUACACGUAUCCCUUUCGUCGCAAGCGGGAGAGCGGGAACCGCUUUCCGUUCCCGUGACCCCCGUACCCGUGCCGCCGAAUCCCGGGCCGUCUCCGAGAAAUUCUGCGCGUCCCCUCGCAUCCAUUCGCUAACCUCAAAUCAUGACCCGCUCUCUCCCCCUCCCAAAAGUCGCCAUCAACCACACGGCCCCUACCCUCUCUUACCUCAUCCACGUCAUCCGCUACGACUCGACCCACGGUACUUCGCCCUACGCGAACGAAUUCAGCAUCACCGAAUCCGGCGACCUCAAGUUCCUCGAUCGAACGAUCAAGCUCUUCUCCGAGCGCGAUCCCGAACAAUUGGAGUGGGCUUUGGCGGGGGUCGAAUACGUCUUGGAGGCGACGGGCAAGAUGACGACCGUCGAGGCGGCGAGUAGGCACUGCAAACCCGGUAAAGGGGCCAAGAAGGUCGUCAUUUCUUCGCCGAGCAAGUGAGUCGUCGGAGCUUCAUUUCGAGCGGUAGCUUUUCGGGUGGGCUGAUGGAGAAACUUUGUGUGCGCAGGGACGCCAAGACUAUAGUUGUCGGUGUCAACAGGAGGGAAUAUGAUCCUUCGAUGCAAGUCGUCUCCAAUGCCAGUUGCACCGUCAGUUCCUUUUCGUCGAUCCGAAAAUCCCAAUCCUCACAUUUUGACUCAAGGGUUGUCUCCCUCUUCAGACCAACUGCCUCGCCCCCUUGGCAAAAGUUCUGCAACGUUGUUUCGGUAUCGAAUACGGCAUGAUGACGACCGUGCACGCCUCGACCUCUUCGCAACACAUCCUCGACGGUUACUCUAAGAAGAACCGUCGUCUCGGUCGAGGCGUCGGUUCGAACAUCAUCCCGACCACGACCGGAGCCGCUACGGCGGUCCAACUCGUCCUACCCGAAUUGACGGGCAAGUUCACCGGUAUUUCGGUUCGCGUACCGGUCAACAACGUGUCGAUGGUCGAUUUGACGGUCACGCUUUCGACGCCCGUCGCGAGCGUAGAGGAAUUGUUGAAACCUUUGAGGGAGGCCGCCGCAGGUCGUUAUGGGUCCAGUUUGGGAAGUUUGACGACUGUCAUUUGCGUUAACGAUGACGAGUUGGUCUCGUCGGAUUUCUUGGGGUACCAGCAGAGUGAGUCGUCGUCUUGGAGAGUCGAGAAGAAACUUGAGGACUGACCUCACGCGUGCUGCUUUUGUUCGUGCUAUAGGUUGCAUCGUCGAUUCGCACGCCACGGUUCAGUUGAACCCUACGACCUUCAAGAUCAUCGCAUGGUAAGCCCAGAGAAGAUCUCCUGCCCAUCCGCUCGGAGAAGGACACAUCCCUGACCCUCUCGCCUCCCGCGCUUCUCCAGGUACGACAACGAAUACGCCUACUCCGUCCGAUGCCUCGAUUUGAUUCGCUACAUGUUCGAAGUCGACCAUGGUCUCCGAGGUGGAGCGACCCCGACGCCGAGUCGACCGAUCUCCCCCGUUCAAGGCGCGGCUCAUACUAUCGACGCUUUCACGGCGGAUAAGGCCGCGAGGGUCGCGCAGAGGGUGCAGGGGCAAUUCAUGCUGGUUUGA
Microbotryum saponariae is the source of this 1841-nucleotide messenger RNA. The record is from the annotation of a GenBank genome assembly. NCBI's taxonomy places the organism in Eukaryota, Fungi, Basidiomycota, Microbotryomycetes, Microbotryales, Microbotryaceae.